This is a messenger RNA of Bombina bombina (fire-bellied toad), 1212 nucleotides long. RefSeq names its product leukocyte surface antigen CD53. Gene Ontology annotation, cellular component: membrane. Lineage: Eukaryota; Metazoa; Chordata; Amphibia; Anura; Bombinatoridae. The coding region runs from base 92 to 784 and encodes 230 amino acids. The transcript is spliced from 8 exons. The record is from RefSeq and is a predicted model, not a curated record.
AGAAAACGUUAAAGAAAGAGUCAGGGGUUAGGAAUCCUUCACUGAAGAAACCUGCACUGAAGAUUACUAUAAAAAAAGAAAUUAUUUCAGGAUGAGUCAAAGCUGUGUGAAGAUAUUGAAGUAUAUGCUGUUCAUCUUUAAUUUUGUGUUUUGGGUAAUUGGAUGUUCUGUAAUAGCAAUUGGGAUAUACUUUGUGGUAAACAAAACGUAUGGAUUGCUCCUCCCAAACAGCCCAUCACUUUCACUUGGCAAUGCUUUGAUAGUGCUUGGGAGCGUCAUCAUGGUGUUUGGGUUCCUAGGCUGCAUGGGUGCAAUUAAAGAAAACAAAUGUUUGCUUCUCACUUUUUUCAUCUUGCUUCUGCUGAUCCUCUUGGGUGAAGUCAUUCUGGCAGUAGUUCUCUUUGUUUAUGAAAAUCAGCUUGACAAAUACAUAAAUGAUCAACUAACUAUCAGUUUCGAGCAGCACAAAGCAGAAGAGAAUAUGAAUUCAUCCAGUCCAAUUUGGCAUGAUAUACAGCACAGUUUGAAAUGUUGUGGAAUCAAUGGAACCCAAGACUGGCAGCCUACAGUUCCCCUAUCCUGUUGUAAGGUUGAAAACUGUGCAGACAAACAAUAUUAUGAAAUAGGCUGCUCUGAAGCAAUUAGAAAAUGGUUUGAAAACAAUUUUCUUUAUGUGGGAAUAAUUACAAUUUGCAUUUCAGUUAUUGAGGUGUUAGGAAUGUCGUUUGCAUUAACACUAUACUGCUACAUUUCCAAGGGAGGAGGCUCACUGAGUAGAUUCUGAAGAAAACCUAAGUUUAUUACUCUAAGCAGCAAGAUGAACUGAUAAGCCAGACAAGUCAUAUGCAGAAGUCUAACAUAGGAAAACUGCUUAGGGAAAUAAUGAAUGCAAUUCAGCAUCUAUAUAUAUAUAUUUAUCUUGGUUUGAGAUAUUAAUUGUAUUAUUGAAUUUUGCAGUAAGCUUUAUCUAAAUGUCUGUGUGUUUAAUAGCAAAAAUAUUAGUUUUUAAAGUUCCUAAUUUUAAUUUUAACAUUUUCAUAUUGUACAGUUAUAUAACAAAAUAUAUAGAUAUUUGUUUAUCACUUAAAAUGUUUCCUGUAUUUGUAGAAUUUGUGCAUACACUCAUACAUUAUCAUCAGCUCAAGAGUGCAACCUACAUUGUAAAUGUAUCAGUUGUCUGUGACAAUGUUAUAAAAUAUCUUAAAUUUUAAA